Pterocles gutturalis (yellow-throated sandgrouse) is the source of this 916-nucleotide messenger RNA. RefSeq names its product scavenger receptor cysteine-rich domain-containing group B protein-like. The record is from RefSeq and is a predicted model, not a curated record. Gene Ontology annotation, cellular component: membrane. The transcript has 7 exons. NCBI's taxonomy places the organism in Eukaryota, Metazoa, Chordata, Aves, Pterocliformes, Pteroclidae. The annotation marks the transcript as partial.
GGACAACCUCCUCUGGACACCCGUCUGCGGGAGGACCGCAGUGUGACAAUGCGACUCAGUCCCCAUCCGGCCAUCGGGCACAGCGUGGGCAGGCCAGGUGUCGGGGUGCUGCCUCUCCCCCUGAUGCCAGCCACGUUCCUCCUCCUCUUCCUCGGCCCCACCGGCACCACCUCCGAGCCCGCACUCUUGCCAUUCCCAGAGAUACGGGGCCCCAGCCGCUGCCAGGGGCGAGUGGAGAUCCUCUACAACGGCUCCUGGGGGACAGUCUGCGACGACGACUGGGACAUCGUGGACGCCAACGUGGUGUGUCGCCAGCUGGGCUGCGGCCACGCCAUCACCCUCCCAGCAGCCAUGACCUUCGGCCAAGGCAGCGGACCCAUCUUCCUGGACAACGUGGACUGCAAGGGCUGGGAAGCAGCCUUGAGUGAGUGCUGGAGCCACGGCUGGGGCAUCCACAACUGCUACCACUACGAGGACGUGGCCGUCGUAUGCAACGAGCUCUCACCCACGCCAGCCAGCGAAGGACCGACCAGCAGGACCCUCACGGCCGCGGUACAAGACGGGGAAAGUGACGGCAGCAUCCGGCUGGUGAGCUGGCCCGACAUGUGCCGAGGGCGGGUGGAGAUCUUCUACCGGGGGAACUGGGGCACGGUCUGCGAUGACGACUGGGGGCUGAGCGACGCCAGCGUGGUGUGCCGGCAGGUGGGCUGCGGCCAAGCCCUGGAUUACAAGAGCAACGCUUAUUUCGGCUACGGCACGGGGCCCGCCUGCUACAGCCUCGGCUGGGGGGUCCAUAACUGCGGCCACCACGAGGAUGCCGGCGUCAUCUGUGCAGGGCUGGACACAUCCACCAUCACGUCCUUCACUACCUCGGUGGCCCUGGACUACGAAGAGACACUCACGGCCACGGCCACAG